GUGACCUGGCAACCAUAGUAUGACGUGUCACCUACGCCAAAGAUCAUGGCAGUCCGGGGGCGGCAAAUCUGUUGCGGAGGUGGCGGCUGGACAAGCGUCGUCCUUGGAGGGGAUCUCGACGCCCAAUGCCAGUCCGAGUCAGACAAUCGCGUGUUCGAGGGGAAGCUUUUGCCUCGUGGAUGGCCCUCAGUGAUUCUGCAGGACCGAAGUGGGGAUGGCAGCGCAGCAGCACCGUUUGGCUUUGCUCGACCACGUGGUCCGAGGAGAAGGUCAUGGAGCGAUGAAUGCCCGGCAGCUUCCGUUGGCUGUGUUCGGGCACAAGGUCCGAGGAGAAGAUCGUGGAGCGGUAGGAGUAGGAGGCGGUCAUGGAGGGCCAGCGCGGGUAAUGACUUGAUGGGAUUAGAAGAAGGUGAGAGGGAGGUGGGAAUGAGCGAUGAGAUGUGUUGGCAGCGGGCACUUUUCUCCUGGCAGUCAACCUGCGGAAGAAACACGUGGCGCAGCUGCGCGCCGUCAGCCCCGCGGCCGCUCAAAAGCAGCGCUUGGCGCCGUUGCGCGCCGCCGCAGUCAGUUCACUCAGGCAGUGGUUCCGCUACUACCGGUAGCCUUCGGAGGCUUGGAUGUGUGAGGCCCCAAACAGGACACGUGGCACGCAGCAGCGGACAUCUGACGGCUCACUGGUGUCCAUCUACGAUGCACCGCCGGACGCCACGUGGAUACGGACUUCCCUCUGCAAUGGGGCAUGAUGGCGGGAGCAGUGCUUCCAUGUCACCAAGUCGUGGUCUUGUGCUUCGCUCUGUUCCAAACUUCUCGUUGUUCCGACCGGCGUGCGCGGGUGGGCCGAAUCUUCGGUAUCAAGCCAAAUGCCGUCGGAUGGGCCUAGCUGGAGCGUGGAUGAUGGAGGAUGUAUCAAUCACCGAGCCAUCAAUGCGGCUGAUCGCGACGGCGGACAGUCUGAUCUCGAUGCUAGGGCCGUCGAUCGUCGUCCUGGCAGCCGCGAUAAUCAGCUUGGCAGCCGGGUACGCUGCAGGGGCGGCGCAGGGGCGGGCGCGGAGUGGGGAGGACGAGCGGCGGGGGAACUUCGAAGGAGAGGAGGGGAAGGGGAAGGCGCGAGUGAAGGGAGAAGGAGAAGGAGAAGGAGAAGACGAAUCAUCUCCGUCACUGCUGCUGUCGCUUGGGGAAUCCUGGUCGGGAUCGGGAGCGGAGGAAUCCGGAUCGCAACCUUCUUCCCCUGAUCGAAGCAGAACUCCCAGAAAACGCCGAUCUUGGAGCAGGGGGCGGAGACCCAGGCCGACGCGCGCAGCAGAAACCGAAGCGGGCCAAGGGCAGCACGGAACGGCAAAGGCCAACGGAACGCUGGAGUGGAAGGCGGGGGCGGACGGAAGGGUGGCGGGGGCGAAGUGCAGCAAGCGCAGCAGUAGUGCGGGCCCGGGGGGACAUCGCGCGAACGGGAAGCAAGGGUCGUCGUCGUGCGGAGGAGCUGGAGGAGGAAGGGGGGACGAGCAGGAGGAGAAAUGGGAGGAGGAGGAGGAAGAGCGGGAGGAGAAGCAGGAGGGCGAAGGGGAGAAAAACGAUCCACCAUCUGUUGUUGUUAAGCAGUGAGAGGAGGGCAGAGGGGGAGGAGCAAGGGGAGGAGGAGGAGCAGCACGAGGAGGAAUAGCGGGAGAAGCAGGAGCGGGAGAGGAGGGAAGAGGGGGAGGAGCAGGGGGAGGAGGAGGAGCAGCACGAGGAGGAGGAAUAGCGGGAGGAGCAGCAGGAGGGUGAGUGGGAGAAGGAGCAGCGGGAGGAGGAGGAAGAGCGGGAGGAGCAGCAGGAGGUCUUGAAAUUUUGCGUUAUCCAAUGGAGACACUUGCACUCCCAGAAAGCAAUGUGAAGCGUUAGCGGGAACCACCUUGAGACCCUAGUUGUUGACUUUUAAUUUGUACGGGAGUUUAAAUAAAAUAUACUGAUUUAAUAUUCCAAUUAAUCGAAGCCUCCGAUAAAUCGCGCUAGGUGUU
This is a messenger RNA of Chara braunii, 1994 nucleotides long. The record is from the annotation of a GenBank genome assembly. NCBI's taxonomy places the organism in Eukaryota, Viridiplantae, Streptophyta, Charophyceae, Charales, Characeae.